This is a messenger RNA of Pangasianodon hypophthalmus (striped catfish), 4819 nucleotides long. It is a transcript of the gene arhgap24, whose product is annotated as Rho GTPase activating protein 24. Gene Ontology annotation, molecular function: GTPase activator activity. The record is from RefSeq and is a predicted model, not a curated record. Gene Ontology annotation, biological process: signal transduction; negative regulation of ruffle assembly; negative regulation of Rac protein signal transduction. The coding region runs from base 392 to 2584 and encodes 730 amino acids. The transcript has 10 exons. NCBI's taxonomy places the organism in Eukaryota, Metazoa, Chordata, Actinopteri, Siluriformes, Pangasiidae. Gene Ontology annotation, cellular component: focal adhesion.
UGUGUGUGUGUGUAUGUGUGACACGAAGGGACCCGUGUGCCACUGCUGAGAACACACACACACAAACACACACGCACAUGCGCACACACACACACACACACACACACACACACACACACACACUCUGCUGCCCACUGGAACUCUAGUGUAUGCAGAUGGUGUGAGCUGUCAGGCAAAAAGUUUAUGACAGCUCUCUCUCUCGCUCUCUGUCUCAGUGUGUGUGUGAGUGUGUGAGUGUGUAUGUAUGAGGCUACGGACUCUAUUCUCUAAACGGACUCUGGAACACCUUGCUCUCUGUUUGGACUUUUUGUGUCUGAGAUUUUCUGGAGGAGUGGAUUGGGAUCAGUGUUUCCAGUGUGUGAGUGUGUGACAGCGCUGUGGAGCGGAGGAGAUGGAGGAGCAGGCGUGCACCGUGGGCGUCGCCCCCCAGAAGAAGGUGCUGCGCUGUGGUUGGCUCAGGAAGCAGGGCGGCUUCGUCAAAACAUGGCACUCACGCUGGUUUGUGCUGAGAGGAGAACAACUGUACUAUUAUAAAGACGAGGAUGAGAGCAAGGCUCUGGGUGCCAUCUUCCUGCCGGGUAACCGUGUCACCGAGCAUCCCAGCAAUGGAGACGAAGCCGGCAAGUUUCUGUUCGAGGUCAUUCCAGGGGGCGAUAGGGAGCGGAUGACGUCCAAUCAUGAGACGUACCUGCUCAUGGCCAGCACGCAGAAUGACAUGGAGGACUGGGUUAAAACCAUCCGCAGGGUCAUAUGGGCCCCGUUCGGAGGAGGUAUUUUCGGUCAAAAGCUGGAGGAAACGGUGCGGUACGAGCGCCGGUACGGGAAUAAGCUGGCCCCCAUGCUGGUGGAGCAGUGUGUGGAUUUUAUCCGACGCUGGGGGCUGCAGGAGGAGGGUCUAUUCCGUCUCCCCGGGCAGGCCAACCUCGUCAAAGAGCUGCAGGACGCCUUCGACUGCGGAGAGAAACCAGCCUUCGACGGUAAUACCGACGUGCACACAGUGGCAUCUCUGCUGAAGCUCUAUCUGAGGGAGCUUCCUGAACCCGUGAUCCCCUUCUGCAAGUACGACGAGUUCCUGGCCUGCACCAAACUGUUUAGCAAGGACCAGGAAGCAGGAAUGAAGGAAUUAAGGAGACAAGUGGAAAGUCUACCUCUAGUCAACUAUAAUCUGCUAAAAUACAUAUGCAGGUUCUUAGAUGAAGUACAGUCUUACUCAGGAGUGAAUAAGAUGAGUGUGCAGAACCUGGCUACGGUCUUCGGUCCGAAUAUUCUGAGGCCCAAAGUCGAGGAUCCUGUGGCUAUAAUGGAAGGUGCAGUUCUGGUGCAGCAGCUCAUGGCCGCUCUCAUCGGCCAGCACGCCGUUCUCUUUCCCCCGGACGAGGACAGUCCUGGUGCUCUUGAGUCGUGCAACAACAACAACGAUCCCCUGAAACGCUCCACCACUGGACAACUGCAAAAUAAAGAGAAUAACAACACCGCUAGCGUCCGUCAGUGCACUUGGGAGGCGCCUGACUCUCCCGGACGGGUCUCUCUGGAUAACGGCUCACCUCGUUCGGGCAGCCCAAGAAAUGUUCCUACUGUGCCGCGCUUUGAAGUGACCCGAAGCCCUCCUCUGACUGUAAAGAAGAACCCGGCGUUCAUCAAAGGCAGCGGCAUUGUCACCAACGGCUCCUUCAGCUCGUCAUCUUCAUCCUCAGCAGAGGAAAAGAGUCCGACCCUGGUGGGUACGGGUACGCUACAGAUGCGUCGCACUGGCGCACUCAAAUCUUCAGGUACCAAGAUGGGUGUGCAGAAUGGUGGAGUGAGGAUGGGCGUGUGCAGCACGGACAUUGUUAAUGGGUCCCUGAAUAGCCGAAACGGACUUUGGUCUCCUCCUGGAGGUGUGACGCUGCGGGAGGUCAAAGGCCGUGAUGCAGAGCAGCAACAGAACCGCCUCUCGACGUAUGACAAUGUUCACGUACAGCAGACGCCAUGCUCACCGGGACAGCCAUGCACGAGCAACAGCUGUGAGGACAAGCAGAGCGUGGACAGCGCCACCUGGUCCACGUCGUCCUGCGAGAUCUCGCUGCCGGACGUCUCUGCAUCGUGUCGCUCGUCCACUACUACAUGCCCCGAGCAGGACUUUACCUUUGAGGACCCUUUGCUGGACGAGGGAGAGAGGAGGAACGCUAAUGCUAACACCAAUGCCAAUGGCGGAGGUCGAGGCAGCAGGGGGACGAGCAGCAGUGAGAACAGCGAGGUGGCAUUUCCUAUGAGCGGACACAGCGCCCUCCACAGUCUGGUGGCCAGUCUGAAGCAAGAGAUGCUCAAACAGAAGAGCGAGUACGAGACCAGAGUAAAGAGUCUGGAGCUGCGUAACGUGGACCUGGAAGCUGAGUUGGUGAACCUGCAUGAGGAGCUGGAGCAGGAGCGCAAGAAGUACACGAUGGUAGAGAUCAAACUGCGUAACGCAGAGCGCGCCAAAGACGACGCCGAGAAGCGCAAUGAGAUGCUGCAGAAGGAGAUGGAGCAGUUCUUCUCUACCUUCGGAGAUCUGACCGCUGAUCCUCGCAGGCCAGAAAGAGCCAACACCAUCUGGAUCCAGUGAGCAGGACUAGACCAAGAACUGGAUACCUGGACGGGGAAAUCUGGGAAUGUGUAGGCUUCAAAUGUGACCAAUCUGUCAAAAAGGAAGCCCAUUGAGCCAAAAUGUGAAAACUGGACCAGCCAGUAAUGGCAUAAUAAGAUUGUAACAGCGGGAGAACAGGUGGGGGAGCUGGAACGUACCAUUUGGAUCCAAGAAAGGAGUCGGAGGUUCUUUGGAAGUGAAGUUUGAUCCCUGUAAAAAAACAGGGACAACUAGAGAAUGUUUCUUUACCCAAAGAAGGAUGUAAGAGAACUGUUGAAGACUGUUGCAUUAUGGGUUAUUGAGCUUUUUAAUAGACUAGAGCUUUACAUGAAGAAGAACCAAGAAUGUCGCAUCUUCAUUUGUGAUCCAACCAAAUCAUGUCCUUGAUCUCUGUUCCCUUGUUCCGUGUCAUUGUGUACUCUGUGUAUAUAAAGCAAAGCAAUGUUGAAGAAUUUUGAAGCAAAGCAGAUGUAUGUAUAAAAAGCAAACUGAAAUAUUUUAAUGUAUGUCUGAUAUUUAAACUGAGGAUUAUUGGUGUGUCACAUUUUUUAUACCAAGCUUUAGUCUUGCACUUAGCGUUUUUCUGGCCAAUAUGGUACUGAAACUCAAGCUGAUGCUGUUUUUUUCCAGGCUCCAUUUUGGAUUCACACGUACUGGAUUUGGCCCAUGACCAAAAGCAUGGAGAAGAAACUGUACAUGUUUUAGAACAUCUGGUAAACACUGUGUAGGUAACAGUCACCUCUCAUGACAGCCUUUUCUUUACUGAGAAAUGCUAACAGUCAAAUUGAGGGUCAAAGGUUACCCAACUGGGCAUGUGCUGAUACUCAGCUUUUCAUAUAUCGUUUGUUACAAAAUCAAUCAAAUUAUCCCCAAAUUUAUACACAGUUUGUGUCUGAUGUUUGCUUCUUUAAUUUUGCACUAAAGGUAUGGGACUGAUGUAGGUAACAAAUAUCAGAAAUCUGUUUCGCUCAAAAUCAUAUAGUUUUUAGUCUUUUCAGUGAAUUGAGUCAUUUAUGUUCAUUCGAAUUAAAUAAUUAAUUGAGAUCGAUUUUCUGAUUCCUUCCAUUGCAAAAUUUUUUUUGCACAAUGUUCAAACAUUAGUUCCCUGAAUGUGAGAGGAGAGAAUCUUGGUCAUGAAAGAUUCUCUCUGAUUCACUGAUUCAAAGAUUCACUGAUUCAAACCCCAACCCACUGAACAAGAGCAGCAAAUCUCUCUCAUGAGCAAAAGAUUCACUGAUUCAUACACUGAGCCCUUGAAUAUCAGAGGAGAGAACCUUGGUAAAUGCCUGAAAGAUUCACUGAUUCGAACAAUGACCCACUGAGCAAGAGAUGAGCAAACCUCUGUCAUGACUGAAAGAUUCACUGAUUCAAACCCCAACCCAAGUGGAGUGAAUCUCAGUAAUGACCAAAAGAUUCACCGAUUCAAAUACAGACCAGCUGAAUGUGAGUAGUGUGAAUCUCAGUCAUGACUGAAAAGAUUCACUAAUUCAAGAGGCACAGAAGUAGCUUUGCCAUACUUACAGACUCAGAGAGAUACAGAUAUAAUGUAAACCUGCAUAAAAUAUGUUUAUAAUCAUGUUUUAAGGCUAUUUACUGAUGCUGGAGUCAGUCAGGAAUGACUCAUUGCAUGGCUGUGAUCAAUUCAUUCACCUUAGUCUAAAAAGUCUAAAAAGUCUAAAUCAUUUGCAAAUGUGUCUCUGUGUUUGGACUUUUUUUGGUAGCUUUUGAUCAUUACUUAACUUUUCAUCAGGGUUUACAAUACUGUUAUAAUAUUGUAUCCUACAUUCCUGGGAAAUUACAACAUUUUGUAAUGUUAUUCAAAUUUUAUGGACUUGGAUACAUUUCAAAACUUCUCCAAGGGCAUCCAGCAAAAUGAGACGAAAUGUGGAAUGUGCCAAACAGCUGUCCUCAUGCUAUCUGCCCAGUGAGACAGACUUAAACUCGGGAAAACAAAGGCUGCUCAGAAACCUUCCAACUGAAAAGAACACAAGGGGGAAUAACGAUGUAAUGUGAGUUGAAUUUCAUGAUUUGUCGUAGUCCUGAUUACCAGCACAUGCCCAACAGCAAAACAUCAUAUUCAUUCAUGCUUGUAUGGAAUCUCUUCAUCCUGUAUGUGUUUUCAGGUGCAUUUUAUUCCACCUUCUCUCAACGCUUUAUUGAGCCUACUGUAGCCACAGACACUCUGUACAAUGCAAAUUAAAUUAUGUGACCUUA